This is a messenger RNA of Paramormyrops kingsleyae, 4800 nucleotides long. RefSeq names its product plasmanylethanolamine desaturase 1 (gene peds1b). Gene Ontology annotation, molecular function: oxidoreductase activity. Lineage: Eukaryota; Metazoa; Chordata; Actinopteri; Osteoglossiformes; Mormyridae. The record is from RefSeq and is a predicted model, not a curated record.
UGAGGCGGGCGUAGUAGUAGGGCUGAAAUUUUUGCGAUCCUAGUGGGUCGAGAGUGCUGGGAAACAUGGCGAGUGCGGAGAAUGGAGAAGGGUGUAUGCAAGACACCGAACAGGAGCCCGAACCGAGCGGACCGGGCAGGGGCGAGCACCGCUGGGGUCCGCAGCAUGCCGGGGCUCGGGAGUUAGCGAACUUAUAUUCUCCAGGAAAAAGGUGCCAGGAAUGGAUCAGUGUCGUUCUCUGCUUCUCUCUCAUGGCCUUUAACUUCUGCUACCUUAUUGCCAACUUCCACCUGGGUCAUGCCUGGUACAUCCUGGCUGGCAUCGUGGCCGGGAUCCUGACGGCCGACUUCGCCUCAGGGCUGGUGCACUGGGGUGCCGAUACCUGGGGCUCGGUGGACUUACCCAUUUUUGGAAAGGCUUUCAUCAGGCCGUUUAGGGAGCACCACAUCGACCCCACUGCUAUCACCCGGCACGACUUCAUCGAAACCAAUGGAGACAAUUGCAUGUUGACCAUUGUCCCAUUGGCCAACAUGGCCUACAAUUUCCUCACAAUGUCCCCCGUUGAUCUCUACCACAGUUACCCUUUGAAUUGCUACGUCUUCGCCCUGGCCAUCUUCGUCACACUGACCAACCAGAUCCACAAGUGGUCACACACGUAUAUGGGCCUGCCGUUCUGGGUCACCUUCCUGCAAGACUGCCACAUCAUCUUACCACGCAAGCACCAUCGCAUCCACCACGUGUCGCCGCACGAGACCUACUUCUGCAUCACCACAGGCUGGCUGAACUAUCCCCUGGAGAAGCUAGGAUUCUGGCGUUCCCUGGAAGACCUGAUCCAGAGCGUGACAGGAGAGAAGCCCAGGUCAGAUGACAUGAAGUGGGCUCAGAAAGUGAAGUAACCUAGGCAUCUCCUGUGUGACCCUACCUCGGAAUCACCUGCCUCCGCCUCCCCCUCACUGCCGCCCUCCCGCCUCUUGUGCUGCUCGACCCCCACCCCCCCACCCGCCACCCUCUCCAGACUUGGGCUUCACCAGCUGUGUUCCUAGUAGCAGCGGUGCAUUGAAAUUCCUGGCGUCGAGCAUUCUGUCUAUUCCCUUGGCUCUGCCAGAGCCUCCCAUCAUGACAGGCUGUGUUGCGACCUGGGAAGCGGUACAGGAGGGGGGGUCCGCUUUGCUUGGACGAGGCAUCACGUUCGCCGAAAAGAACUUACCCCUUAAUCUGUUUUGCUUUGGAUAUCGGUCUCCUCUCUCCUUCCCUGUCCAAAUUCCUGAGCUGGUACUAGUGUCCAAUGAGAAGAAAAAUAGCCAUCACCCGGAAGUGGUAGCCAAGCAUGGAUCGUCUUCUGCCUACUGUACGACUGCAAGGUCAACUUAACAUCUGUAUUUUAUAGGAAAAAAAAAAAUACACACAAAACCGAUACUUGAAGAACAAAUACACGCCUUUCAAAGUAAUCCCUGAGCUGCUUUGCUUUUUUUAUGUUUUUAAAUCAUCAUACUAUUAUGUUUUUUUGAAGAGAAUACGAAAACUAACAUCCAAAUGACUGGCUGUGACAUCAGCUGCCUCACUCCUUUUUCCAUCCCCAUCACUUGUCAUGGUUCUCCGAUCUGAGUAUCCGGCCCCCCCCCGUCCGACCUCAGGAGUUCCUGGUCUGGGAGCCGGGCAUCACCACCACGCUUGAGGCUCUUUGGACGGAGCCUUGCGCUUCGCAGAUGAUGUAUUCUAUCCCCUGUGGUUCUGCGUAGAAAGAUUGCCUUUCCUUACCAACACCAGGCUCCGUGGGAUUCCUGCCCGGUUCACUUUGAGACCAGGGGGCGCUGGCCUUAUUUCUGCUGCCCCAUUUUUUUUUUGCUCCCCUAAUAUUAUCCCUAUUAAAGUGUUUUGGCCACAUGGCUCUGUCUACUUCUAGUCCUGUUUGUCUGCCCUUGGUGGAUCUCCAGCUGUUCCUCUGAAUUUGGUGGUGCUCUAAAACCCAGCAAGGGGGCGCUGUCCUGGCCCAAAUAAUUUACUCUGUGCUGGAUUUAUGGGGUGGCCUCGGAUUGGCUAGCUGUGUAUUUUAGGGUGUGGUCUGUGGAAUGUAUAAACUUAUGUAAUGAGUAAAUGAACAUCUGUUAGAAUACGUAGGUAGGUUUUAAAUUGUGAUAGAAAGGAAUAUUGUGAUUUAUUGUUACAAUGCGGCGUAAUUUGAAACACAGCAUCCUUAAGACAUGCGUAAACAUAUAGACGUUAAGCAAAAUUACAUGUAAAUGGAAGCGCGCAGCUGCCACCGCGAUUCAGCUGAACAACCAGGCUGAUGCUCGCCAUUACAGAACUUCCCAUUAGGAAAAAAUGCCUGUUUGGGACACAAACGUUACAAACAAAUGAAGUGAUUAUUAUUAUUAUUUUUGAGUGUGUCUGUGUGUACUUUUGUUAGUAUGUUUGUAAUGUUGUCAUUCGCUUUUCCCAAAACUCAAUAACGGGAUAAAGAUAAUAGGUAAUAAAGAAAGGGAAACUUUGUUCUCGACCCAAUGCCAAAAACUGUAAAUUAAUCUGCAUGGGUCAUUAUAUUAUUAUUAUUACAUGAAAAAUGUAACUAAUUUUUUUAUUAAUAAGAUGUACAUAGCUUAGCUAUCGUACCGUUAUAGCCAUAUUUAGGAGGUAGAGUCCUCAUUAGUUGAAUGAGUAAUGGCUGUUUGGCUGAUGGAGGCUUUUGCACGACAGAAGCUCCAGAAUUACCUGAAUUGGACUUUCCCUCCCCAAUACUGCCAACACACCUGGUCAGCAGGUGACACCAGUGUAGAGGUGCCAGUUUGUUAGCCAAAUGCGGUUUCUCAUGCCAGUUUGUUGGCCAAAAAGGCGUCUGAUACAGUGUGUUGGGCAUUCUUGAUUGGAGUAUAGCUUCAGAUGUAAGCUUGGUGUAAGCUUUCUGGGAAAAGUCAAAUCAGGGUCCCAUUUUUAUUGAAAAUGUCGAAAAGCAUGUAGAUCCUUGGGUUUGUGUAGGAGCCAGCACUGAGACGAAGGAUGCUUUCUGACAAAUAAAGCGAGCAGUGUACGUAUUAACAGCCAAGCCACACUGCUGCACAGAGACGGAGCUUUAGUGUUUCUCCUCAAAGGGCAAGUAAAAGCUGAAGUUCUUCACACGUCGCACCAUGCUUCUUGCAGGCGUGGUGUCAGGUAAUCGCUUGCAUUAGCGAGGAAGUAGGUUCGGCUUUGUGGAUAUAAUUGAAAUCUUUGCACUUACCAAAGAAACCAGUGGCUACAAUCUUGUUAGGUUUUAUAUGCUUCCCUCACCAUUAAUGCAUUCAGGUCAAAUGGGAUAUUAAUAGUUUCCCUGGAUACUGGAAUAUAAAUAAUUGCUCUGUAGUUCUGUUAUUUUUCUUUUGAAUUGCCCAUAUUUUAAAGCACUUAAAUCCAACUGAUGUUUAAAAUAAUGUGUCUUGAAUUGGGAAGCACAUAACUUUUUGCAUAGUAGUGGGAACUUGCCUAAAUGUUUUAAUUUAGUCUAGGAUAGCUCUCCCACUGAGUGGGAAGUCAUCACCACAAAUGGAGGGUGCUAAGAUAUGCUGUAGGUAGGACUUUGAACAACACGUUGUCUGAAUCAAGAUUGGGUUUGUUUUAUCACUCCUGGCUUCUUAUAUUUUUAACUGUUGCAUACUUUUCAAAACCAAGAUGCGAUCUGACGGCACAAAAUGCGGACGUAGAUGGUGAUGUUUAGCCAGAGCAAACUUAUAGGAACAGUCUGCCAUCUGUAGAUUGGUCAUUCCUUUGAUUGUAAUGAGUGUGCAGUUAUGGUGGAACAGUUGGUCUAAUAAUUAUAUGUCUUGCUGUAAUAAGACUGAAGCAGUGAAAGUCCAUUACCAAUGUCCCGCAUUUCUGAUUGGUCCCUGGUCUGAUUGGUCACUCCGCUGACAUUCUAAGCAAGUCCUGACUGCUUAGGUGUGUCCUAUGCUGGGCUGAAGCUGCAGGCAUUAAUCGACUCACACCGAUCUCCGUGCCGCAAUGUUUGCUGCUGAAGAUAAGCAGACGUUCGCUCCCUUAGCUGGUGCCGUCUGUGCGGGUCGGUCUGCCGACGCGAGGGAGCUGUGCAGUUACUCACCACAGCUCACUCGCUUUAAUAUUAUGGGCUCAUCUUGGCAGAAAUUUGUUUAAAUGUGGAUGUUUGAUCACUCCAAAUACUUGGAAAGAGUAAACUUAGGCUACAGAGCUGGUAAUGUGAUGUGGGGGAGGAAGGAAGUGAUGACUGACUGUGGAAGUAUGUUUGACUGAUUUUGAAGGUCUUUGAAGGUGCAUCUUAUGGAAUGAGAUUAUGUUUUCAGUAUUUACUGCAAACAUUUUAUAUAAUAUAGUAAUCAGUAAACUCCCUGAUCACUGAUCUUUUGAUGGUAAGACCUUUAUUUGGUCAUAUAUAAUUGGGUGUGAUUUCAGUGGUUUUCGCUAUGAAUGUAUAUUUCAGAGUGAAUUCAUAAAAAUAACAGAAUCGCAAGGAAGAAAUGUACCUCACAAACUAAUCUUUGAAAUAUAGCAUUAAUCUUUUGGGUAAUUUUUGGUUUUAAAAUAUUAUUCUCAUAAUUCAUUUGAAAAUGUUAGACUGAUAUUUUACUGUGGGAUUAUUUGAAAUGUGUGGACUCUUCCACUGGAUAUAAAGCAUUUCUGCAGGAAUUAUCAGUGUUUGUGGGUUUUUUGGUGAAAUGUGCAGCAACGGCUAAAUAUUGUAAAUAUCAGAAAUAAUACCUUGAUGCCUUUUCGUUUUCUUACAGUUGGGAGACUGUAAUGUUACAAUGUACAUAAUAUAUUUAUAAGGAAACUAAAUAAACAACUUGCAUACUA